AUGGCUAGCCAAUCCAACCAAGGCUCCCAAGUAGGAAAUGAUCACAAGACCACGUACCAAACGCGAAGCCAGACGCAGGAAAACGCUGGGCCUACAGCUGCUGGUGAAAACAUGAAGCCUGACGCACGGUACUUCGUAGCUAAGGGCCCGCAGAUCCCAAAAGAAGGCAUGCCGCCAACCAUCCCAAGGGAGGAAAUAGAAGCUUGGAUGAAGGAACUUAACAAGUGA
Messenger RNA from Histoplasma mississippiense, 228 nucleotides. RefSeq lists its product with no specific name. The record is from RefSeq and is a predicted model, not a curated record. The coding region runs from base 1 to 228 and encodes 75 amino acids. The transcript is spliced from 2 exons. Lineage: Eukaryota; Fungi; Ascomycota; Eurotiomycetes; Onygenales; Ajellomycetaceae.